AUGAGCAAAAACUACGCACUAACGUUAAUCUGCGUGGUAAGUUAGUGACCAACAGCUUCUUAGGUAAUUGUCUCUUGAUUCUUUUAUUACAUAUCCUUGUAUAGUUGAGCAUAGGAGUCGUGUGCCAUGGAACUGUCUCAACUCGAGUCGCCAGGACACUUCCGCUUGAUCCCUCGAGAUGGUCGGCGAUAUUUCGAUCGUUAUGGUCUGGUGGAAGAUUUUGGGAAUGGCCAAGGAAUAGCGUGGAUGCUUUUCUGAGACUGGUAGCUUCUCCGGAUACUAGGAAGAAAAUGGUAUUCGAAUUCAGGCCGGAAGAUGGACCUCGUGCUUCGUUUGAUUAUCAGAGACGUUAUGGUUAUCGGGGACAGCGGUUGAUUGAAUUGCUUGGUUCUGGUUUUCAUCCGGAUAACGUGCCUUAUCAACAACCUGUGCCUGCUUCCAUAUUGGUACCACCACCUCUAUUCUGA
Heterotrigona itama is the source of this 467-nucleotide messenger RNA. Lineage: Eukaryota; Metazoa; Arthropoda; Insecta; Hymenoptera; Apidae. The record is from the annotation of a GenBank genome assembly.